Messenger RNA from Caenorhabditis angaria, 7215 nucleotides. The record is from the annotation of a GenBank genome assembly. NCBI's taxonomy places the organism in Eukaryota, Metazoa, Nematoda, Chromadorea, Rhabditida, Rhabditidae.
AUGUCUUUGGGAUUUGCGAUUGAUCGCGGUGGAACUUUCACUGAUGUCAUUGUUUUCAAACCCGAUUCAGAUGUUCGAGUCUUGAAGGUUCUAUCGGUGGAUCCGGCAAACUAUUCGGAUGCUCCGACUGAAGCUAUUCGCCAGGCUUUGGAAGUUGAGACAGGGAAAUCGAUCGCAAGAGGAGUUCCUUUGCCAACAGGUACUGUAGGCUAUGGGAAAAUGUAUGCAUUUGUGCGUCGCUGUGUUGACACACAUAUUUUUUUAAAACUUUUUUUUUCAAAAAAACUUUUUGUCGGUUUUGAACCCGGAUUUUCAGCGUGAAAUCGUGGGAAUAUUUUAAUGUUUUAAUUUUGUUUUUGUCUUGUUGAGACGAAAAAUAAAAUUAAAUGCAUUUCCCAAUUUUUGCCAAAUACAUUCACAGGUGGAGGGAAUUUGGCCAAUUUUUGACCAAUUUUUGGCCAACUGUUGGUUGGCCAAACUCGUACCAACAAAAUUAACUUUCGUUGGCCAAUUUUUGGCCAAUUUCAAAAUUUUUUUUUCUUUCAAUUGCAAAUCACUAUAAUUUUUAAACGAUGUUCGAACCGAUGAAAAUUUAUUACCAAAUCAAAAAAGAACAGUUAGAAGAACUUGAUUAUUAUGGUAGACGCAUCUUGUCGACCAUCAUCCUUGGAUUUUCGGGGAAGUUGGGUGUCAGGUUCUGUCUUUUCGGGGACUCUUGUGUCUGGCGAGUAGAAGUUUCUUGGUGUGUACAUCUGCCGGUGAUUAACUUGAAGCCGUGACCCUUGGUGUCGAUAAUUCCAUCUUGAGAGGAGACGGUGUCGGAUAAAGUUUGCUUCUCAAGGUGCUCACGAGUCCAGUCGACCUUUUGGGCGACAGUUUCUCCGUUGAUCGAAUGAGUCUUCUUUUGACAACGGUUGACGACUUUCAUCUGAAAACAAAGAAACAUCAAAAUCCGACUUUCUCAUUUAAGAUAACAAACCUAAGUGUGGGCGGGCGAUGACACGGAUUGAUCAGAUGUCCUUCUUGGGCUUUUUGAAGUUGAAUUCUGAGUUUCUGCCCAUCUCCAUCUUACCAUUUUCUGAUGCACCUGGUGAAAACCUUCUUCUUCUUGGAGGAAGCUCUGAAAAGUCAUAUUAUGAUUCCAGAACAGUAGCAAAUUAAAACGUAGGAGAAAUUCAAGAGAAAUUAGGUCUAGGGCAUUUCAAUUUUCAGCUAUGAUAAGGAAUUUUCCAUUUAAACUCAUGAAAAAAUGUUGGUGUAAUUGAAUAAAACUGAAAAUAUCCUUAUUUUAUAUCAAACAUUGAAAAACUCGAAAUUUUUCAUUUUUUUGCCUAAAAUCAUGUUCAAUGUGUGAAUUUCCAAGUUCUAAUGAAAUUUGCUGCUUGAUCCUGGAUGGGGAACAUGUUUUGCAUAUUUCUCGCAGCUUCAAACACUUAAUUUUUCAACAAAACGAAGAACACACAAAAAAACGAAAAAAAAAGAAAAAAAUUUGAGGCGUGCAUUUCGUCCGAGAGAAGUACACACACAUUUCGCUGCAGGACCAUUUUAUUUAAAUGUCUGCGCCUUUAAUUUUUAACCGUUUAAAAUCAUUUUGGUGGAAAAUGGUGUACACCAUUCGACGCAGAAUUCCGAGCUGAACAAAAUGGUUAUAAAUUCGCCUUGUUUUUCAACCGAUUUUCAACUUUUCGGUUUCUAGGGAUUUUGACGUUUUAAUUUUGAUCUUGAGUCAGAAACAAUAUAGAGUUUGAUAGAGUUUUUGAUGCCGAGAAAGAUGCUGCUGGACAAUUCUGAUGAAAACCUCGACGUGCUAGGAAAUGAGCACGAAAUAGAGCACGGGUUUUAAAAACGUUUUUGGAAACCUAAAACUCAUGUUAGAAUGACUUUUUGAGCACCUCGGAGAGUCGGCUCGAAAAACCGAGAACAGGAAUUUUUUCAGAGUGUAAAACAAUCAAUAUGAUUGAUCCUUCAUUCAAAAAGGAUUGGGGUUCUUACACACUUCCCCCAUGAAUGUAAAACUGAAAUGAAAUCUUGAAAGACUGUCCGCACUGGUCCAUUUUUUGUCUAGAACAACAAAAAACAUCAAACAUUCGGUAUCAUCAACGAAAAAAUUAAAAAAUUUUAUGAUCAGAAUUUUCACCAAAUUUUGGCCAACCAUCUAGCAGUGUUUGGCCAAUUUUUGACCAAAUUUUGGCCAAAAAUUGGCCAAUUUCCGUGAUUGGCCAAAAAUUGGUCAAAAAUUGGCCAACUUCCCUCCACCUGUGUUGUUAUUUUUUCCAGAAAACAUCGCAUGGAUUCGAAUGGGCACCACUGUCGCCACCAACGCUUUACUCGAACGAAAAGGAGAAAGAGUUGGUCUUUUGGUGACCAAGGGAUUUAAAGAUUUGCUAUUCAUCGGAAAUCAAUCGCGUCCCAAGAUUUUUGAGUUCAAUAUUCAGAUUCCGGAAGUGCUAUAUGAGGAUGUUAUUGAAGUUUCGGAACGAAUUUUGAUACAUGAACAAGUAAAAUUGCUGGAUAAUUCGAAUACGCGAAUUGAAACUGCUACAAAUGGCUGUGAUGUUGUUGUUGAAACUUCGUUGGAUGAACAAGAAUUGAGGGAAAAAUUGCUUAUUCUCAAGGCGGCUGGAAUUCGCAGUGUGGCUGUUUUGUUUUUGCAUAGUUUCAUGUGAGUUUGUUUUUUUAUCAAAGUGGAAAAUAUAAUAUGCAAUUUUUUCAUGGCAAAAACAACGAACUUUUUAUGUUCCUUUUCCAGCUAUCCAAAUCAUGAACUCCAAGCCGGAAAAAUCGCCCAAUCGCUCGGUUUUCACCACGUUUCCCUUUCCCAUCAAGUUAUGCCAAUGAUAAAAGCAGUGCCACGUGGAUUCACAGUUUCAGCCGACGCUUAUUUAACCCCGAAAAUUAUUGAGUAUUUGGAUGGUUUUAAAGCCGGAUUUCAGGUCAGUUUUUUUGGGUGUACUAGAGAAAUGUUUUGAUAAUAAAAUAAUUAUAAAUUUUAGGAUUUAUCAAAAACCAGUGUGAACUUCAUGCAAUCGGAUGGCGGUCUAUGCAGAAUGGACAAGUUUUUCGGAUCUCGUGCUAUUCUUUCUGGACCAGCUGGUGGAGUUGUUGGAAUUGCCAGAACGGCAUAUGAUGAGAAAGAUGGUAGACCAGUUAUUGGAUUUGAUAUGGGUGGAACAUCGACUGAUGUAAGUUUAUUUGACGAUGUUAGAAAUUUAAUAAGGUUUUAGAUUUUGGGAAUGGGAAUUCCACGUUUUUUAGAUUUUCUAGGAGUCUAACCUGAAAUCUUGAGCUUGAGAUAAGCCAAAAGCAAAACGAUCCAAUUCUGAAAUUCUCUAACUCAAAAUAAUAUGUUUCCAUUUUUUUAGGUCUGUCGAUAUUCCGGAGUUCUCGAACACGUCAUGGAAACAACCACAGCCGGUGUCACCAUCCAAGCUCCUCAACUCGAUAUUCGUACAGUUGCCGCCGGCGGAGGCUCUCGUCUAUUUUUCCGAAAUGGUCUAUUUGUUGUCGGCCCCGAAUCUGCGAGCGCUCAUCCUGGUCCAGUUUGCUAUCGCAAGAAUGGAUAUUUAACAGUGACUGACGCGAAUUUGGUGCUCGGUCGAAUUUUGCCUGAAUAUUUUCCAAGAAUUUUUGGGCCGAAUGCUGAUAAAAUGUUGGAUCGAGAAGCGGCAUAUGAGGAAAUGUCGAAAUUGACUCGCGAGAUUAAUGCAUUUGUAGCUGGAGAUGAAAAUUCGGCCAAGAAGUUCUAUACACCCGAAGAGGUGAUUUUCUGGGGAUUUUUUUCGGAUAAAGUGGGAUGAGGCUAACGGGGUGCUCUUUUUUUUAAAGAUUUCAAAAAAAUAAGUGCAAAACCUAAACCCUCAUCUCUCAUAAUCAGUAUCAUACGUACCUAUCAUUAUCGAGACCAUCCUCAACACCUAAACCAAAGGUGUCUCAGGUUUCUUCCGAUAGGAAGGCUUCAGAUAAAUUUUUAUCUCAUCGGGCAGGCAUCGAACUCGCCACCUUUUCCACGGCAGCCGAAAGCUCUCCCUACUGAGCUAUUAGAACAUACGGCGCAGCUGUGUGAAAAGAUGUAGAGAAGAAAAGCGCUAGUUAGAGUGAAGAGGGUGCAGAGAAAUGUUCUUUUUUUUUUCAGGUGGCACUUGGAUUUAUCGCUGUUGCGAAUGAAGAGAUGUGUAGACCAAUUCGAACUUUAACGCAAUCUAGAGGAUUUGAUCCGAGUGUUCAUAGUUUGGCGAGUUUUGGCGGAGCUGGUGGACAACAUGCGUGUUCGGUGGCAAGGGUUUUAGGUGAGUUUUUUGAAUUUUGAAAUUUUGGAAACAUUUCCAGUCAAAUUUUUUACUGAAAAAUCCGGAAAAUUCCAAGUGGUUUUUUUUUCGAAAUUUUCUAAUUUUAAAACUUGACUAAACAUUCAGAACAAAUUUUGGAGAACAUUUUUUAAACUAAUUUUUUCAGCAAAAAAUCCAAAAAUUCCUCCCCAAUUUAAUGAAAAUUUUCCGAAUUUUAGGCAUCGAAAAAGUUCGAAUUCAUAAAUAUGCCUCACUUUUGAGUGCCUAUGGAAUUGCCUUAGCUGAUGUUGUUGAUGAAGUUCAGAAACCAUUCCAUAUUCCAUAUAUCCAGGAGAACUUUGAAAACAUUAGGCAACAAUUUUUGGAGAUGAAAAAUCAGGCUAAAUCUAGACUUAUGUCUCAAGGUUUUUCGGAGAAUUCAAUCGAUUUUAAUUAUUUUAUGCAUAUGAGAUAUGAAAAAACAGAUUCGGCUAUCAUGAUUUCGUCAGAUUUUGAAGAUCUUGCAAAAUUCGAAAAUGUUUUCCGGGAGACUUAUCGCAGAGAAUUUGGAUUUGUUUUAGAAGAUCGGACUAUUAUAAUUGAUGAUUUGAGAAUUCGUGCAGUUGCCAAAUCGAAUUGCCACGUGGAAAAAGUUAUUGAAAAGAAAUCUACAGAUUCUCCGCCGAAAGUCGCUCUCACAACUCAAGUUUAUUUUAAGGAGGGAAAAAUUAGUACAAAUGUAUAUUUGUUGAAUGAAAUGAAAGCUGGCGAAACAAUUGAUGGACCCGCGUUGCUUAUUGAUAAGAAUAGGUAUGUUUUGUAUUUUAGAAACAAACAUUUGCUGGCUGUUCUUACUGAAAAUGACUGAGGUUACUGUAGAUUUUGGCGGGAAAAUUGUUUUUGAAAAUUGAAAAACAUUUUCACAAUAAUUUUCUAAAAAAAUCACAAAUAUAAAAUGAGUACAUUUAAUACAAAAAAAAUUAAAUAAGUUUUUUUUUGAAAAAUUGAUGGAUGACUUCAUCCAUGGCAAACCUAGGAACCAUUCCUAAUUUAGCCACGAGUCAUUUUUCGAUAAAAAAAACUUGAAAUUUUCAAUGAAUUUGAUUGAAUUUUGAAUUUUUGCAGCACAAUCGUCAUUGAGCCAAAAAGCCACGUCAUAAUAACAAAUGAGGGAAACAUCGAAAUGACUGUCGAACGAAACAUCGAACAAGAUCUAUCCACUCAAGUCGACCCAAUUCGCCUCGCAAUUUUCAGCAAUCGAUUUAUGUCAAUUGCUGAACAAAUGGGAAGAGUUUUGCAAAGAACUGCGAUUUCGACAAAUAUUAAAGAGCGACUCGAUUUCUCAUGUGCUCUUUUUGCUCCGGAUGGUGGACUUAUUGCAAAUGCUCCACAUAUUCCAGUACAUUUAGGAGGAAUGCAAUAUACUGUGAAAUUCCAAAUUGAUCAUUUAGGCUUGGAGAAUAUUCGAGAUGGUGAUGUAUUCUUAGCGAAUCACCCAUUGGCUGGCGGAUGUCAUCUUCCUGAUUUCACAGUUAUCACCCCAGUCUUCUUCAAAACAUCCAAAACUCCCGUGUUUUUCAUUGCCAAUCGUGGACAUCAUGCUGAUAUUGGUGGAUUGGUGCCUGGAAGUAUGCCACCAAAUGCAACUCAUAUUAAUCAAGAAGGAGCUGCGUUUAUUUCUUUCAAAUUGGUGGAAAAUGGUGUAUUUCAAGAGAAGGCUCUUAUUGAGGCUCUGGAAGCUCCGGGAAAAGUGGCAGGCUGCUCUGGAGCUCGAAAUAUUCCGGAUAACUUGGCUGAUUUGAAUGCGCAAAUUGCUGCGAAUCGAAAAGGCAUUUCGUUGGUCACAAAUUUGAUUGAAGAAUAUUCAUUGGAUGUUGUGCACGCUUAUAUGAAUCAUAUUCAGAAUACAGCCGAACUAGCAGUUCGAGAAAUGUUGAAGAGAUUUGGAAAUUAUUCGAAGAUUUUGGAAGCUAGUGAUUUUAUGGAUGAUGGAACGGAGAUUAAGUUGAGGAUUGAAAUUGAUGAAAAAGAUGUGAGUUGGACUUUUUUCGGCAGGAAAAAGAAAAAAGCCAUUAGUUACUGUGGAUUUUAAUGAGAAAAAAGAACAAAAUAUAUAUUUGGAAAUCCAAAAAAAAUUAUGUAAAUGUUCACCUAAAAAUUCACAGUAACCCAGUGAAAACGCAAUUAUUUCCAGGGAAGCGCAAUUUUCGACUUUACUGGAACUGGUCCCGAAUCUUUGAGCUCUUGCAAUGCUCCCCGAGCUGUCACAAUGUCUGCAAUCACAUAUUGUCUUCGUUGUCUCGUCGCCAAAGAUAUCCCAUUGAAUAAUGGUUGUCUUGCACCAAUUACCAUAAUUAUUCCACCUGGAACUAUUCUGUCACCAUCUGAAACUGCACCAGUUGUCGCUGGAAAUGUACUGACUUCUCAAAGACUUUGUGAUGUUAUAUUCAGAGCUUUUGAUUGUGUGGCAGCCAGUCAAGGAUGUAUGAAUAAUUUGGUAUUCGGUGAUGAAAAGGUGGGAUAUUAUGAGACAAUUGCGGGUGGGGCGGGAGCAGGAGAAGGAUUUGAUGGAAGAAGUGGAGUGCAUACACAUAUGACGAAUACUCGUAUUACGGAUCCCGAGAUUUUGGAGAGCCGAUAUCCGGUUAUAUUGAGAGAGUGGAAAUUGCGAGAGAAAUCGGGAGGUGGUGGAAAAUGGAAAGGUGGAGAUGGAGUUAUUCGAAGUCUACAAUUCACUCGAAAUCUCACAAUGUCACUUUUGACCGAACGACGAGCUUUACAACCUUAUGGAUUGAAAGGCGGUGAAAAUGGCCAACGCGGUUUGAACACUUUGAAAAAAUCUGGAACUGGACGAGUUGUAAAUAUUGGAUCGAAAAUUAGUAUGGAAAUUGGGACGGGAGAUAUUUUGACUAUAAAUACUCCAGGAGGUGGAGGAUAUGGAAAAGUAUAA